AUGUUCGGUAAUGGCUCACCUGUUCUUCUCACUCAGUUGCCACCUUACUGUGGAUAUACAACACCUACAUAUGGUGGCCUUGUCUAUUCUACACCCUAUGAUGGAUGUGGUGUUGAUCAACAGGGAGGGAGUAAUGUGAUGCGGAUGCAGUGGCAUGGAAACUCUGCAGUCAUUUCUUGUCCUAUAGCCUCUCCUCCUGACAUGUACAAUCCAGAGGUUUCCCUCACUGCACCUAGAGAAACAUCUCCUCCACCUACACUCAAACCCCAAUCUGUUGGAUACCCUCAGGCAUUUUUGGAAUCUUUUUGGCCUUACAACCAGCCUAAUUACCCUUAUCCUGGCAAGGUUUAUUCCACAGAUGAGGAGAUUGUCUUGACCACCACAACCAAACCAGUUACUACUCCGAUGCCAACAGAGAAGCCCCUACAGCCUUCAGAUUCCCAAAUGUUUUGGUCAUACUUCUACCCUAAUUACAAUUAUCCUGGGAAGACCCUGCCAAAGCCUCAACCUCCACCAACACAGAAACCUCAAAUCUCUCAGAUGCAUUGGCCAUAUUACUACCCAAAUUAUGGCAAACCAAUGCUUACAGAAAAACCAUUUCCAAGCCCAAUCCAACCACCACCUGUGAGCCCUCAAUCCUCAGGGUACCCUCAAGGAUUUUGGUCAUUUUACUACCCUGAAUACCAAUCUCCUGGCAGGCCAAAUCCAACAACAAAACCAUUUCCAGCUUCGGUGUCCGAUUCUGAAUCUGUUGCCCAAGCUCCACCUUGGGACUCUCAGUCCCGUUGGUACCGUCAAGGAUUCUGGCCAUUUUACUUCCCUCAAUACCAAUAUCCUGGUGGGCCAAAGCCUACAGAGAAACCAGUUUCAGAUUGUGUUCCAACCACAACAGUUGCCCCAGUUCCAUCGGAGAAGCCUCAACUUCCAGGGUACCCUCAAGACUUUUGGAAAUAUUACUAUCCUUACUAUCAUGGUUGGCCAAACCCUGCUAACAAACCAAUCUCGUCAGUUGCCCAAACACCAAUCCAGUAUCCUCAGCUGCCAGUAUACCCGCAGAUUGAUUGGUCGUAUUACUAUAAUCGUGGCAAACCAAAGACACCAGUUUCAGCUUCAAUCCCCACCACCCCAGCAGUUCCCCAACCACCACCCUAUAAACCUCAACCUCAAUACCCCCAGAUGUUUUGGCAAUAUUAUCCUAAUUAUUUUCAAGAGUUUUAUCCGCAAUACCCUAUCGAUCCUCCCAAAACCCCAACCGUACCACCACCUACAACCACCACGACCAUCACUCCUCAACCCUGUACUACACCUGUAGUUGUCAAAUGCGAGCCCGCAGAGAUCCUUGCUCCCAAUUACCCUCCCCAGUACAAUAUACCACAACGUUCUAUGUUUUAUGAAAAAGAUGCCUUUCCUAUUCAGUUCGUGGAUUUGUCUGAGGCUGAUGCAGAUUGAGUGUUUCGCAUGAUUUUGUAAUAACCAAAUGAUUGAGGGCAGAUAUUUGGAAUGGAGUCAAGUGCUACAACUGGCUUUGAAAAACAAAAAUGCUCCAAUGUGUAUGGAAAAUUGU
Danio aesculapii is the source of this 1564-nucleotide messenger RNA. RefSeq names its product adhesive plaque matrix protein. The transcript is spliced from 3 exons. The record is from RefSeq and is a predicted model, not a curated record. NCBI's taxonomy places the organism in Eukaryota, Metazoa, Chordata, Actinopteri, Cypriniformes, Danionidae. Bases 1 to 1449 code for a protein of 482 amino acids.